This is a messenger RNA of Eurytemora carolleeae, 344 nucleotides long. RefSeq names its product ras-related protein RabX. The record is from RefSeq and is a predicted model, not a curated record. Lineage: Eukaryota; Metazoa; Arthropoda; Copepoda; Calanoida; Temoridae.
CCAGAAGUCUGGAUUUUUCAAUUUUUUAACUUCAUUAUUUUCCAGUACGUUUACAGACACUAAGAAAAAUAUUGAUUACAGUGCACAAGAGAGUAAAUUAGAAGAAGAAUCGUUUAUAGAAACUCCAAAGGACCCCGCUGUUGUUUUCUUCCCAACUAACCAGGACUCUGAAUGUAUGGAUGGAUCAACAGGUUAACAUGGCAAAUACUCCAAGUGAAUUUAUGACGAACAAUAUGAUUAUAGCGCCUCCAUUACCCGGCAGAAUGCUUGAUGUAGAGAUAAAAGAACCAAUUAAACUUCAAGGAGGCUCCCGUAAAAAACGCGACGUUUGCAGGUUAAAUUAA